ACACAUCUAGUUUUCACUGAAUCCCAUGACAGUCCUCUUGGGAGAGAGUGCUUAUCUUUCUUGAAAAAAAAAAAAAAACUAGAUUUUGCUUUUAAUUACUUUAUAUUUGUUGUGGAUGCUGUCCCCAAAGGCUUUAUUAUUGUGGGAAAACUUGUCACCAACAAGAAUCACAAGCAAGAAUUGGGCUGGCAAAAUUGCUGAGUAUUAGAACAUUUGAAAUACCCUGCUCAUCUUGGAAGUUCUUACUGGAGACCUUUUAGAAGAAGAAUGGAGAAAAGACCCAAGAUUUUUCCUAAAGAACUGGUCCAUUUCCCUCGGAAAGGCCAUCAGAACAAGACUCCAUCAGUACUGUUACCGUGUCCCCCACAUCGGGUUUCCCCUCUAUGGGAACAUCGCUGUAAGUCCAGGGCUGAGCAGAUACCCCACCUCAGCUACCAAGCCAGAGUCACUGAAAUGCCAUCAGCCCCCACGUUCAGGAAUGCUGAGAAAGUAUCCUCAACACCACUGCUCAAGCAGCUGGCCAUGUCCUCCCAUCUGUCCCACACUGAUCACAAGACAAUGGCUGUCCUUUUACCCUGUCUCCACCACCGAAGUCUGGCUAAACCACCCCCUCGGUAUAAACACCGGGCGCUGGCUUCAGUUAUACCUUUUCCGAGGUCUAACGUUAGGGUCAAGAAAAGCUCUCUGAAAUUAAUGGCUGAUGAACCAAGUAUAAUGCCUUCACCUGGUCACAGAAACGAGCCUGGCUGUCUACUAGACUCUGACCACCAUUUUUUGACUCACUCAAGCCCUAACCACUUUCCUAAAAUUUUCCCAGGCUACAAAAACCGGACUGAGAUCAUCCCACACCCUGACCAAAAAGGUACAUCUCCAUCAACUUCUGCUCACAAGGCUGACAUUCCCUUAGGCGAGGGUGACAAGAACAGAACAGGACCUGCCAGCAGAGGCCACUUAGACUCCCAGACAGGAGGCAAAUCUGGGCCAGCGACCACUGCCCAACCGACUAAACCUUCUUUAAGGCACAGACGAAGCCAGGUUAGAACUGCCAGUAUGUUGUUAGGAUUUAACAAGAAGGGAGACAGACCUACAGCUUCAACCUCUUCUCAUUGUCUUAAAGACUGGUCCAAGGCCAAAAGUUUGAAACCACCAGAUCUGGCCAAAGUGUUGAAAAAAUCACAUUCUGACCUCUGCCCCAGGAAUAUGGUAUCCCUGGCAGGAUACACUAAAUCGGAGUCCAAAACACUGACACUCUCCUCGUCACAUCCCGAGCAGAAGAACAAAGGGACAAGUGCCCCCAGUCCUAGCCAUCAGGCUACAUUUCUGAGGGAGGUGGAGUCCUGGGAAGAAGCAGUAACGCCACUGAUAGAUGACCAGACCAUAUUGGUAGCAGACAAAAAUCACGACGUGGCGCCUCUGCUGAGUCAGAUCAACUCAGAAUUCUGGGACACCCCAAAUGCAGUUUCUAAGGCAAAAGAUUUACCAGAUCCAAAUAUUCCUUUUAUGCUUCAAACAGAACAAGACCUACGGGAAAAAAUGACAGAGGAAAUGGAAUACCAGGCAAUAACCCCAGCAAGCAGACAUCACGAGACAACGCACCUGCUCUCAGCCCCACAAGAUGGCUCAUCUGACCGGUGGGUCAAGCUUGCCCCCAGCCCGCCUCACCAGGCGGAAGCCACACCACGCCUCUUUGCCAAUGUCUCUGUCCAAACAGAUCAAACCUCUCUGCUCCAUGCCUCAGUUCAGACCGAAGAAGGGAUCUGGCAAACCAUGCUAAUGGGAAUAAAUCAUCAGGCCGCAACUCAGGUAGGCUCAGCUCAUGGGGCAACAUCUCCGUUGGAAUUAAAUCCCAACAUGACAGUCUCUGGUCUCAAUCACCAUCCCACAGCCUCACAGAACCCAGUCUACCAGACUGGAAAUAUGGUAGACAUCAAUCCUCCUCUCAUACUUCAAGCAGAGGGAGAUGCCCUGGGGGAAAUGGAACAAGAAAUAGAGCUAGAUCAGGUCACAUUUUUCAUAAAGGAAGAUCACGGGCCAAUGGAUUUAGACCCUCAGGACAAAACUUUACUUGGCUCAGACUACCAAGCUACAGUACAGACCAGUCAGGAUUCUGGGACAAUAUCUCCAAUGGCCUUAGGCCCACAGAAGAAAAUACUACCUAAACCUGGCCAACACGCUACAUCUCUAACAAAUGCUUACAACUUAACUAAAGAGACACACGGUCAUCUGGCCUGUGUUUCAGUUCAAAAAGCACACAAACCCUGUGAUAAAAUGCCAAAAACAUAUCAGCAGGCUACAAUUCUAAUAGAUCAGGACUGUGGUACAGCAUUUUCACAAGGCUUAGAUUCUAAAGAUACACCUCAACUUGGUUUUGACCAUCAGCCUAUGUAUUCACCCAGCCCUGACAAUCAGGCUGAGCAUUUGUCAGAAUUGGAUAUCCAACUCAUGUUUCAGAAAGAACAAGAAAGGGCACUGAGAACACACCAUCAAACCACUUUGUUGACAGACCAAGGGCCUGGGGCAGCUUUUCCUUUCAACUUAGAUCCCCAGAAUAAAUCUUUACCUGUCUCUGACCACUGGGUCACAACUCCAUCAGCUACGCUAGACUUAGGCCCACAGAACAAAACCUCUGAAGCUGCUCAGUGCCCCAUGGUUCUAACAAACCCUCAUCACCUAAACCACACUAUUCAAGGCCACCUUCUUAAAAUCUCAGUUCCAACCCGAGACCAAGCAAUGUCAAGAAGGACAGACCAGCAGGCCACGACUUUAAGAAGCCAAGUGCAUAAGGUAACGGUGCCUCUGCUGGUCUUAGACACCCAGGGUACACUUUCCCCUAGCCUUGACCACCAGGCCACAUUUCCACUUGGCUCUGCCCACCAGGUUUGGAAUAUACCAGAUCCCGAAGUCCAGUUCACAAUCCAAGAGCAAUCGGACUCCUUGGGAGAAGUGGUGCAGAAAGCACACCACCAAACCCCGAUGCUAGCAGGACAGAGUUGGGGGAUAAUAACACCAUGGAACUUAGACUCUGAAAACAAAAUUUUAUCUGCCUCUGCUCCCCAUACAACAACUCUGAGAAGCCAGGAUCAUGAGACCACACCUUCACUCAUCUCAGGACCACAGAACAAAACCCUGUCUGAGCUUGACCAACAGGUCAAGGAUGCACAAAGUCCUGUCACCAAAGACUUCAUUCAAACAGAACAAGAGCCUUGGGAAACACUGCCACAGAGAAGAGACCACCAGGCCAUGACAGUUCCAAUGCAUUUAGACACCCAGGACAAAUCCAUCCGUGGCCCUGACCGACAGAGUUCAGCUCUGACAGGUCAAAAUUAUGAAAAACCACCUCCAAUGGAUAAAACCCAAUUCAAGCCUGAAAAUGGUAUCAAACCUCUAGUAUAUCCUUAUCCAGUAGUUGGAGAUGCCCAAGGCCAGACUCUCCAGGCCUCGUUGAAAACUGAACAAGAUCCUCAGGACCCGAUACCUGCAGGAACAAAUAACCAGACCCCAAUAUUAAAAGGCCAGGUUCGUGGGACUGUACCUCUACUUGCUACUCUGUUGGAGAUUGACCAGCAACUGUCCACAUCACCGCCACCUCACCACCGGGUCAAGGACACACCAAACCAUGUCCCUGAAAUCUUAACAGACCACCAAGAUUAUGGGACAUCUCCAGUGGAUUCAAGUCCUGGAGGUUUUGACCAUUGGGCAUCAUCUCGAUACAGCCCUAACCAACAGGAUAAAAUGGUCAUAGACCACACUGCCCAUGUCACGCUGCAGUCAGAUCUUAACCACUGGGAAAUGUCACAGGAAAAAGACCUCAAUCAUAUAAAUCUAGUAGUUGAGGAUUUCUCAGACUCGCCUCCUUUCUUGGAUCUAGGUAACCAAGAAAGAACUCGACCUGACCUUGACAACUGGGACAUACAUGCAUCUAGUGCUUCCUAUAAAGCUAAGGAUGCACAAUAUCCUAAAGCACUGGUUUCACCUCAGUCAGAACAAGACCAAAGGGAAUCAAUACCACAAGGAAUGGAACCCAAGACAAUAAGCCAGGAAAUCUCUCUAAUGGCUUUGGGCCUACAGGAUCAAACUCUACCACUCCGUGACCAUAAAGCCAUGCCUCAAACCAGCCCUGAAUAUUCAGCCGAAGACACCUCAAACUCUGUUAUUCACGCCUGUCCUCAGAUGGUACAAGAGAGCUUGGAAAAACCACCAACAGCCAAAGGCCAACAGCCUGCAGCUCCAUCAGUCCUAGAUCCUGACACAACACCUGCAAUGGGCUUCCAGGAAGAUAAGGGACAGCCCGCUCUCUAUCAUCUCAUCUGUUUACCCAGUCCUGACCAUCAGUCUGAGGGUAAACCAGCAUCCAGCGUCCAUGCCUCAACUCAAACAGAGCAAGACCUUUGGAAAAUGAUGCCAUCAAGAAAAGAUCUCCAGGUCAAAGCACAGAGAGACCGGGAUCAUGAGGUGACACCUCUUGCAAGUUUAGACCAAAAUGAAGUUCUUACCAAUCCCAGGCUCCAGGCCACACCUUCAAUUAAUCUCUGUGAGCAGACAGGGGAUAUACAACGCCCCAUUGUCCAUAUUUCACUUCAAACUGACCCAGAACUCUGGGAAACAAUUCCACCUGGGAUGGACAGCCAGACCACAACUCCCAAGGCUCCAGUACUUCCAGUAAGCUUAGAUUCCCAGAAGACACCUCUACUUGACUCCAAUUACCAAGACACAAAUAUGCUCAGCCCUGACCAGCAGGUAGGGGAUAUACAAAGGCCCGUUGUCCAUGUCUUCCUGGAAAAAGAGCCAAAGAAUUGGGAAACACUGACAUCAAGAAUAAAUCACUAUCAGGACACAACUGUCAAAGGCCAAGGUAAUGGGUCAAUACCUUUCCUAAGCUUAGACUCCCAGGGCAAAACUCUAUCUGCCCUCAAUCUCCAGGAUACAAGGAAAUUCAUCCCUGACCAGAUCAUGGUGCCUGUGCAAAGCUCCAAUGCCCAUGUCUCAUUUACAACUGAACCAAAGUACAAGGAAACAAUGAUACUAAAAGGAGACUAUCAGGUGGCAAAUCAUGUGAGUCAGGUUAAUGGGUCAGCAUUUCCACUGCACUCAGUUUCCUGGAACCCAAAUCAAUCUAGCUCUAAUCACCAGGCCAUUACUCCUCCAAUCAGCCCUAACCAUAAGACAGAGGUUGCUUCCAAUCUCCACACCCACGUCACAGCUAACUCAAACGACCAUCACUUGCCAAAAUUAUCAAUUAAUUUAAAUCACAAAGUCAUGCCCAAAUUCAUUACCAACCUCAAGCCCAAGCAAGGUAAGCAGAAUCCAUGGUGUUUCAAAUAUAUCGAACCGUACACUGUUGAUGGAACAGCUAUUCCAACUGAAGUUAUGCAAACCAUUAUUAGUUCCAUCCCUCAAGAAAGAAUAAAAAAUGAUAUCUCAAAACAGAUUCUCCUAAAAAGGAUGAAAGUAUCUUCAGCUGUUCAAAGUGGUCAACGGAUCUCCUCUAGUUAUCCGGUUUGUUUGAUCUGCGCCUCCUGGAUUCCAGAUGACUGUCCCCACGUUCAGAAUAUGAAAUAUCCUUGUGAGGCACAACUGCUGGCCAUACCAACCCCUCUGUCUAAUACUAAGGAGGAUAUGGGUGUGAGAUUUGUCUUUCAAACACCCCAGACCAAACGCUUUACAUUUCUUCUCCCAGAAAUGCAUUACAUUUCCCAAGCAUCCUCACACCAUUCAGGAUACUCUUCAUCUUCACACUCAGAUGAAUCUGUGAGGGCCCCUUUACCCUUGAAACAUCAAACCACGAUUCCAUCCCCUGUCCCUGAAGGGCUAAAGACUCUCAGCUUUAUAAUGGACAAGUAUAACCAGCCAGUGGGGAAAGCUACAUUUAGAAGCCAACAGUCACCCCCAGGCAUAAAACCCAUGAAGUGUAGCAGCAGAGAAGAUGAUCCAAAGAAACAUCCGAUAUUUUUCAAGUCUCUGCUAGAGAGAUUUCAGUUGAGGCAAAAAGUAAAUUAAAUGGCUAACUUUUCCUCUUUGAAAAGAA
Molecule: messenger RNA, 6025 nt
Organism: Antechinus flavipes (yellow-footed antechinus)
Lineage: Eukaryota; Metazoa; Chordata; Mammalia; Dasyuromorphia; Dasyuridae
Exons: 3
Coding region: 268-5997 (1909 amino acids)
Source: RefSeq, a predicted model, not a curated record